AUGAAAAACAGGAUUUGUACUGCUGACGUCUUCGGCAGCCCUGCAACGCGACAUGACGUCUGCGAGGCUUGCAAGACGGAGGUAUUACGGUCCGGCUGGCAGCUGAUUCUGGCUGCACCUGCUGAACUCAACCCACUCAAUUCUGACAACGCACUUUCAGCAGCUUUUUUUUGGAAUUAUGUCCUACUUUCGCAUUCGUCUGCAGAAAAACCGGCCUGAAAUCGAGUCUUGCCAAGAAUCAGAGCAUGUGAAUGUGAGCCUUAUACCUAGAAUGUUGUCGGGAAAGCUUCGUCGAUUUCAAUGAUUCAGGAUUUCGUUUUCAGAAACUUCGCGUUCAGAGGAUUGACGUGUCUUGGAUCAGCCUUUGUGAAUGUUCGCAGGAAGUCGUAACGAAAGGAAUCUUUUAACCUUCCCGUGUCUUUCAAUUAUGUUUUAUUCUUAGAAAAUUCUGUAAAAGUAAAAUAAAUGCCUUUCUUGUCUCUCACAUGAGAAUGUACAGAAAUGCGGAGAGGUUUUCCUAAUAGAACUUGUACAUUCAACCUACGGAGGGCCGCUGUUUUCAAGGGUUAAAGAGUUCUGCAGCUCAAAAAGAGCCGCUCAACGAGUUGGCUUGACCUCGGAGAUUCGAAUUGGAUGACGCAUAAGCCCAUACACACCAGACAACACUCGGAAGACACACACCGCCGCCGGCCACACACAGUCGUUACGCAAAUUUUCGGCAAAUGCGCAUACUCCGAAUUCCGAUCUUCUCCUUCUCCCGCGUCUCCUUUGACCGGGUGA
Molecule: messenger RNA, 780 nt
Organism: Caenorhabditis auriculariae
Lineage: Eukaryota; Metazoa; Nematoda; Chromadorea; Rhabditida; Rhabditidae
Source: the annotation of a GenBank genome assembly